Tetrahymena thermophila SB210 is the source of this 3369-nucleotide messenger RNA. RefSeq lists its product as hypothetical. The record is from RefSeq and is a predicted model, not a curated record. Lineage: Eukaryota; Ciliophora; Oligohymenophorea; Hymenostomatida; Tetrahymenidae. The transcript has 2 exons.
UAUUUUUGUAAAUAAUAUAUGGAAGGAGAUUACAUAAGCUAAACUUUACUGCAUAAAAAGCAAUAAAGGUAAUAAGAAUUGUUAGAGUUUUAAAAGAAUGCAGAACAAGCAGAAGAAGAGGUUAGAAAGUGGAAUUUACAAAGGGAAUCUAACUUAAAUCAAGAUGAUAAUUAAAAUGAUGAAGAUAAUAUUCAAUAUAAAGAAAAUAUUGUAGCAUAUUCUAAUCAGACCAAAAAUACUAAUGAGGGAUUGUCAAUUAAAAAUAAAUUGGUUCAACAAUAAAGCGAAUUAGAGUUUCCUGAAGAAUAAAUUCAUUAAAAAUUAUAAAAGAUUAGAGAUCUUCUUGGGUUAAACAAUACAAAUGAGAAUCAAAAUGAAAGUUCUCCUAUCAUCACUAAAUAGAAAAAGCUAUAAUAAAAGCAGUAAAUUAUUUAGUUGGAGCAAGAAAGAAUAUCUUAAGAUGAUAAUUAUAUGGAAUUUGCUAAUACUUUUGGUAAAAAUGAUAGAAUUAAUACUGAUAUCAAUCUGUUAGCUGGAGAUUCUUAAAUGGAGCAAUUAGAUUUCAUCAAAAGUAAUUAGGAAAACGAUGAUCCAAUUAGCUACUCAACAUCUACUUUUAAUAGAAACUUAAAACAGAAAUAACAAAACGAGCCUUCGAACGUUUAAAUAGGAAACAUGUUCACAAACUAAUUUAGGGAAAAUCUAAAAAAUCUUAAUUAGCAACAACAAUAAGAAGAUAAUCAAAGUGAAUAAAACAUUGACACAAGGCGCUUUUUAAAUGAAUACAUAAACAAUUUUGAUAACAACUUUGAAAUUAACCAAUAAAUACCAAAUGAGGAUGUAAAUAAUCAAAUCAAUUAUUCCUCAAAACCUAACUGCUAAAUUACAGGCAAUCAACAAAAGUACUAAAGUGUAGACGUACGUGCGCUCUUGGAAGGAAAGUAAUUACUUAAAAAUGAAAACUCAUUUAGGAAUAAUUAAAGUGAUUACGAUAAGUUUAAUGUUAGAGAGUCUUCAUUAAAAAAGGUCGAAACAGACAACUUCUCAAAUAAUUAAAGAGUAAACCCUUUUAAUAAAUAAAGAGAGAGAUCAAGUUCUGUAAAUAAAUCUAAUAAUUAAAGCCAUAAUGCUUCUCAAUCUUUCAUAGAUAGUGGUAAAAAAGAUUUUAAAAACCUUUGUAAUGAUGAAUAUGAAAGUAAAAUACCAACAACCUAAGUGACUUAAGCUACCUCAGCUAAAUAAAACAAUACUGUGAGAUCAUUAAAUUAAAAUAUCCCUAAUAAGUUUGAGUUAACUAGUAUGAGUUACACAAAGACUGAACCUUCUAACAGAUUUAACGAAUAUGUAAGUAACAACACACAACUUUAUAAAAAACCUUUCACUUAAAAUAUAACUCCAUCAUCAAGAGCUUAAAAUAAAUAUGAAGACAGAUAGAAUUAAUCUAUGUAAUAAAUCAAAAAUUAAAGUCCCUUUCGAGCUACUUUUUAAGAUAAAUCAACUAUCUCCCAUAUAGGAAUUGCAGACAAAUAAAAUACCUCUCUUUUAAAUCAAAGCUAAAUCUAAUUAUUGGAAAAUAGCAACUUAAAUUUAUAAAAUGCAACUAUGAUCAAUCAAUCUUCAAACAUAAUAAACAACUAAAGAAAUAAAACAUCUUUCACAUAAUAAUAUUCGCCUCCUUAAAAAUUAAUAUCUGAAGACAUAGGGUACUUGGAAAGUGAUGCCAAAGAUGUUUAAAUGAUAAAGCAUGAAGAAGAUGAAAUCAGAGAAAGUAAUAAUAAUACAGAGAGAAUAAACAAUCUAUUUUAGUAAUAAGUUGGUAAAAGAAUAGAUCAAGAUGAGCAAAACAGUUUCUUUUAGUAUGAAUAGUAAAUUCUAGAACUAACAAAUAAGAAUAAAAGCUUAAUGAGUGAUAAUAUCAAAAUACUGCAUUAAAAAGAGUAGUUACAUAAAACUUUGAUGAAAAAAGAAUCAGAAAUUACUUAGCUAUAAUUGCGUGUUUCUGAUUUAGAGAAAAAAUUAGAAGAAAAGCAAGAUGAAGCUAAGCUGAAAAGAAAGUUAGAAUUAGCAAUUUAGGAGAAUACCAAAGAACUGCAAUAAUAAAUCGAAGAAUUGUAAAAAACAAUUAGCGAAUAGAAUUUUGAGAUUUAAAAUAGGACUAAUCAGGAAAGAUUUUAAAGACAUAAAGUAUCACAAUAAUAAAACUAAUUCUACUUAAAAGAAGAGGAGUUGAAAAACUAAGUUUAAUUUUUGAAGAAAGAAAUAGAAAAUAUGAAAUACAAUAGAGAAAUCUUAAAGAAUAGAGGGGAAAAUGAGAUUAAGAGUAGACUUUUGGAAAUGGAAACAGACCUUCAUAUUACAAGAAAUUAAUAUCACACUUUGUCUUAAGAAAAGUCUCUUUUAGAGCAACAAUUAGAGGAAAAUUAAUAAAUUUCUUAACAAUCUUUGUAAAAACUAGAAGCUGAAAUGUAAUCAGCUCAUUAAUAAGAAAUAUAAGAACUUCAAUAUUUUGUUAUAUCAAUUAAACAAGAGUAUGAAAAGUUAAUGCUUUAAAUAAAAAACGUGAAAAAACCUUCAAAGAAAAAAGAUUCUUCUUAGUAAUAGCAAACAAAAAAGAAUUUAUACAACUAAUAAGAUAAAAAACAAAAGGUAGAAGAUGAAGAGGAGGAAGAAGAAAAUCAGGAAGAUUUGCAAACUAAAAUUAAAUAACUUAUUGAAGAAAAAAAUAUUUUACAUGACGAAAAAUUUAAAUUAACUCAGUAAGUAAACUGGUUAUCAAUAAAGCAAAAGUCCUAAUCUUACAUGGAAUAAAAAGUUGAAACUCUAAUGUACGAAAGGAGAUUCAAUUAGCUAACUGAAAUGCUUUCUUACUGGAAAAAAAACUGUUCUAUGGUAUGCUAAGAUUAUCUUUCUUAACUAGCAAAGCUAAAAAAGGAAAAUGAAAAACUAAAGUCUACAAUACAAGUAACUUAAAAAAGAUUUUUAACAGAGUAUGAAAGUAUAGUCAAAGAAAUAGCCAAAAAAUAUUAAUUAGAAAGCGAAUAACUUCAUUUAAAUCUUAAAGAGAUGCAGCAAAAAUACAUUUAAUCUCAAUCAAAACUUGCAGAAACAAGAUCAAAGUUAAAAGAUGUGUCUCAAAUAUCUUUAACUAAUAACACUUAAGUCAACUCAACGAUAGCAAAUUAAGUUUUUACUCCUAUUGAUUUCUCAAAAAUUACAACCGAGAAGAAGCCACCUGUUUAUUCACGCUAAAAAUAAAAUAAUUCCCAAGAUUACUCCAUUAAUUUUAAAUAAAUUAACUAAAAAAUAUUAUCUUAAACAUAAAACUAAGACCAAGAAAAAAUAAAGAAAAAGAAAAAAACAGUUUACUGA